UUCUUCGGAAUUAUAUCCAAUAGAGGUUGAUAAUUUUAACUUUAGUUAUUUUUCAUGUCAAAGUAUCGGUAACAAAAUCUAAUUUUGCUUUGUUUAUCCACCAAGUUGAAGAGUUGAGAAAAUGAACAAAAUCGGUUUGUUUAUCGCAUGUCUUUACGCAGUUUUGCUUCGACCAAAUAGUGGUUUCGUUGAUGAGCCAGCCGAAGGUGUCGCUAAUUCAAUAGAAGUUGAAGAUGUAUCUAAUUUAAAUGAAGGUGUUGCUUUCACUUCCCCAGUGGCAGAUCAACCAGCGAUCAGAAGUAAUUUCGUGAAUUCCAAGCAAUUCUUCUUGGUCACUACGGAAAAGGUCAAUUGGUUCAAAGCCGCACAUAUUUGUAAAUUCAAUGGCAUGGAAUUGGCCAGCAUUGAUUCGAUGGAAGAAAACAAUAUUAUCUCAAUGCUCAUAAAUAUGUCCGGUUGUGGGGACGAAGCGCAGAAUUUGUGGACUUCGGGUAAUGACCUUGGCGCUUCUAGAGAAUGGUAUUGGUUAGCCAAUGGCAAACCAAUUGAUUUUACUAAUUGGGGAACUGAUGAACCAAACAACAUCAAUGAAAGAUGCUUGGAGAUAAGAUGGAAAGACACGACUUGGAGUUGGAAUGACCGUACAUGUAAUACUGAAUUAUUCUUUAUUUGUGAAAUGAAAUUCAAUUAAAUUUUGUGAUAUUAUUUGGGAACUAAGUGAUUUCGU
Molecule: messenger RNA, 727 nt
Organism: Bradysia coprophila
Lineage: Eukaryota; Metazoa; Arthropoda; Insecta; Diptera; Sciaridae
Product: C-type lectin mosGCTL-1-like
Source: RefSeq, a predicted model, not a curated record